GCAGAGAGCAGAGCGAGCUGGGGAGAGCAGACAAGUUUGAAGGGGAGGGCAGGCAGAGUCAGCAGCCCCCGGGGCGCUCCUCUCCCACCGCCCAUCCCUUUCCCCUCUUCUUCCCCAGCUUCCCUCUCUGCCCUUCGCUAUUUCCCCGAAAACCCCUUAUUUAGCCAAAGGAAGGAGGUAAGGGGAAUCCUCUCCCCUCUCCCUCUCCAAAAAACCCCCCAAUUUUCCAGUCCGGAGAUCGCAGGGGCGCGAGUGGGCACCCAGCUGGCCAUGGAGCUGCUGUGCGGAGAGGUGGACCCGGUCCGCAGGGCCGUGCCGGACGCCAACCUGCUCCACGACGACCGCGUGCUGCAGAACUUGCUGACCAUCGAGGAGCGCUACCUUCCCCAGUGCUCCUACUUCAAGUGCGUGCAGAAGGACAUCCAGCCCUACAUGCGCAGGAUGGUGGCCACCUGGAUGCUGGAGGUCUGUGAGGAGCAGAAGUGCGAAGAAGAGGUCUUUCCUCUGGCCAUCAAUUACCUGGACCGCUUCUUGGCCGGAGUCCCAACUCCGAAGACCCAUCUGCAGCUUCUGGGGGCCGUGUGCAUGUUCCUGGCUUCCAAGCUCAAAGAGACCAUCCCGCUGACCGCUGAGAAGUUGUGCAUUUACACGGACAACUCCAUCAAGCCUCAGGAGCUGCUGGAGUGGGAACUGGUGGUGCUGGGCAAGUUGAAGUGGAACCUGGCGGCCGUGACCCCCCAUGACUUCAUCGAGCACAUCCUCCGCAAGCUGCCUCAGCCCAGCGAGAAGCUGUCUCUGAUCCGCAAGCACGCUCAGACCUUCAUCGCUCUGUGCGCCACUGACUUCAAGUUCGCCAUGUACCCGCCGUCAAUGAUCGCAACUGGAAGUGUGGGAGCCGCCAUCUGUGGGCUCCAGCAAGACGAGGACGUGAGCUCGCUCACGGGCGACGCCCUGGUGGACCUUCUGGCCAAGAUCACCAACACCGACGUGGAUUGCCUCAAAGCCUGCCAGGAGCAGAUUGAGGUGGUGCUUCUGAACAGCCUACAGCAGUACCGUCAGGACCAGGGCGACGGAUCCAAGUCGGAGGACGAGCUGGACCAAGCCAGCACCCCUACAGACGUGCGGGAUAUUGACCUGUGAGAGGAUGUCGGGCAGGCCGAAUGGGAGAGAAGCGUCCAAUCUGCUCUCUCCUUCUCUCUGGUUGUGUUUUGUUCUCUUAUGUUUUAGGAUGAAACUUAAAAAAAAAAAAACUGCCCCCACCUAGAUCAUAUUGAAAGAUCUUUUAGAAGUGAGAGAUAAAGGUCCUAUAAAAACGGAAUCAUUAAAAGCAUUUGGUGCCUAUUUGAAGUACAACAGAAGGGAAUCCCGUAUAUAUGCGAACAGUUAUUGUUUGAUGAUAUUAAAAGUCAUAGUAAAAUGCUUACAGGAAAACCUGCAGAGUAGCUAGCAAAAAUGUAUGCCUGCACUAUGGGAACAAAUUAGAGACUUUUUUUUUCAUGUUAUGAGCUAGCACAUAUAUACCCCUGGUAGGAUAAUUUCGAGGAAUUGCGGAUGCCAUUUAUGGCAGGAUUAGAUUGCAAAGCAAUGAACUCGAGAAGGAAUUAGAAAUAAGGAGGGACAGGACGGGGAGGGAGUUACAAAAUAAUCUCAGUGCGAUCGAACCAUUUUGGAUGGAGAAGCGCCCUUGCUCCCGACCACCUGUUUGUUACUAAGUCAGGAGCGUUGCUGGGUCUCUAGUGACAACUCUUGCUGUCUACAGUAGCUGCUACCUAAAAGAGAUGAUGUUUUGCCCGUUGGACACAGGUGAUUGGAUCCUGGGGUUUCACGUUUUUCGACAUCUUGCUUCUUCUUCCAAACAUGGUUCGUUGCAGACACCACCCAGUUUUUAUCUAAAAGGGGCAAUCUAGCUACGGGCCAUCCCCAAAACUCCUAUGAAAUGGAGGCAGACGGAGCCCGAGGGUGGGAUCUGGAAUGGAAACUUUUCUCCUGAUGUGUUCAAGAGAGUAAUGUGACCUUGGCAUCCCUCAUUAGGAAACAAACGAAUUCUUUGGUGCUGAUUGGCAUGUCUGGUCCACAGGUGAGCGUUUUGGUAUAAACCAUUCCAUUCGAAAAGCACUUUGAAAAAUUGUUCCCGAGGGAUAGAUGGGAUGGUUUAUGCAAAUCAUGCAGAGUAGUUGCCUCCCUUCUCCUCCUGUGCCCCCUCCCCUCCUGCCCCCAGUUGGGUUGCUGUCCUGUAUCUGACACUCUCUGGCAUCCCCACCGGAACUCAAGACACACCCUCUUCCGCUGAAAUCCCCAUCACAACAUUCCUAAAAACAAAACUCUGUUACCAUUUUGAUGGCACAGAAGGAUCUUAAUUCCCACCUCUAUACUCCUCCUUUGGACAUGGAAAAAAACGUUAUUGCUGGUGCAAAGACAGACAGCGGGUCAUCAGUGUGGCAUUUUGUUCCCGUUUCCGUUUUUUUGUUGAUUUCAUUGCGAGGUUGCAUUCAGCGUACUUGAAUUUUUUUUCCUCUCCACGUCUUAGAGGCAUUCAGUUAGCAGAGAGGUUGAAGCACCAACUUUUUUUUUUUUUGCACAAUUAUAAUUGACAGGUAAUGAAGCUAUUAAAAUAUUUGCCUUUUUAAGUAAAAAUAAGAAAAAGAUCAGAACAGGGCUACUUUGAAGAAUUGUUUUAUACACAGAUUCUGCCUUGUUUCGUAGUAUAAGGGUUUAAGAUGGAGAAAAAUCUAAGGGUCUCUUAUUUUUCAUUUUAUUAUGUUCAGUUUUUUAUUAUUUUUUUUUUUUGCGCUGCUAAGAAGCUAAGAUCAUUCAUUGUUAUCCACAUUAACAGUACCUAGCUGUAAUGUUUCACCGAGUGUGCUGCUAUUUUAUAAACAAUUUUAUAAUAUAUUAUUUUACCGCUUAAAUUUCCAAGUCCUGAAGUAGAUGGUUGAGAUAGGAGUUCUUCGUACUGGAAAAGCCCUUCCAUACAUAGUUUGUUUUCUUCUGGUAGCGUAUUCAUGGAUUUUUUUUUGUUUGUUUUCCUCUCUGGUCACAUCCUUCAAAGACAGAGUAUUCUUUACCUCAGGUUUACUGGACAAAAUCAAUAGCUACAAAAGAAAAUGGUUCACAUUUUUGUUCUCAUAAUACCUCACAACCGUACAGUUUCUGCUUGGGAGCCCAUUAGUCAGGAAAGGCAGAUGGGGGGAGGAGGCUGCAGCCCCUCCCAGGUGGAAGGUGGAGGUUUUGGUCCCAGGGUCUCACGCCCAGGGACCUCUUCCGUGGUGAAGGUCAUCAGGCUUCCAUUCUGACUCUGGUAUCCUCAUCAUGAUGGAAAAAAUGCAAUUGAACCAAGGGAUUUCCCCUCCCCCGCAAGGCUGACACUCAGCACAGAGGUUGAUGCAGUGGACUAGGUACCACUUGGGUACCAGCGAUCAGGACACAGACUAGAGAAUUCCAGCAGGCUAUUUGGAGAGUCUCAUCUUGCAGGCCUUUCUAAAGCAGGGCUCUCCUCUGCUUUGGGUCCUUUCUCAUCUGGCACGUUUCCCCUCUCUCUGGCCCCUUCCCGGAUACGGGCAGCCCCCGUUCAGGAUGAUCUCGGAGGGUUUCCUAGGUCUGAACCUGCAGCAGGUAGGGUUGCCAUGGCAACUGUUCCCACCUGUCUGGCCUGCGGCAGGUCCUCGCUAAGUGGCACUAAAUGGUUUUCAGGUUUUAGAUCGUGCGUUGAAUUGGCAUGGUUGGAAAAAUGGGUCCGAUGAGUUUUGGAUUGGUGGUCGAAGGGAGGUAGGGAGGCUGCUUCUCUGCAGGGAUGCAGUCCCAGCUGAGUCAGUCUCCCGUGAAGUAUGUUAGAAGGGUUCAGGACUUGGUGAGUUACAUGACCCUGACAUUCUAGGGAUUCCUGGUGGGCCAGUGGGUGCUGUAUUCUGAGGUUUUGGAGAGGAAGGCCGAGCAGCCUGUGCUUUAUCGGGAGCACAGUUUGCACAGGCCACUCUUCUGGGCCCUGAGGGGUUCCACGGGAUGGAGGGAUGCAAGGGCCCUAGAGUUCUUGGGAGUCUUGGAACCUAAAGAGAAAGCCAGGUACACAUCCCUUGAACAGUGACCAGCCACUAAGCUCAGAGGGAAGCAGCACAUGAGAGAACCUGACAAAUAAGGAAGGAAACAGGCCAACAGACUUCGCCAGAGCCCUUCACUUUCCACUGUCCCUGGAGCCCCCAGGGGGCCACUGGGGCCUUCUGGCUUUUUCUUCUUCCCAGCCCUGGAGCCCCCAGGGGGCCACUGGGGCCUUCUGGCUUUUUCUUCUUCCCAUCCUCAGGGCCUAGUGUGAUGGGAGGUGUAGGGUUGCUGAUGGGGAGGGUGCUAGGUAGUUUAGCUUUUCUGCCUGCUCUCUCCUUAACACAAAAGAAGGGACCCCGGCUUUGUUGAACUGGCUUGUACCCGCUCCUUGGAUCUUGGUUUCCUCGGUAGGAGUUUUUGUCCCAGAGGAGUUCACUUCUCCCCGUGCAUUUUUUUCUCUUUCCUCCCACUAAGAGGGUUCCAAACCUAUUCUGGUCUUUUUCUACCUUGUUGUCUUUCUCUCUCUUCUUUACUUCCUCCUCUUUAUGCUUUUUUCUUUUGGUUUUUUUUUGGUUGUUUGUUUGUUUAUAUGUUUUUCUCCAUCAGUGGGAGCUAAGUUGUUCCCCUAACCUGCCAAAUUUUGUUCCUUCCCCUAUUUUGGCCAAAUCCUACGGGGGAAAAUCCUUGUAUGCCAAAAAUAUAUGCUAAGCAUAAUUCAGUUCCAUGCGGGUUCAUAACAGCCGAGAAGCAUGCAGGCGGGGGCGGGGGACCGAUGCCUCAGCAGAAUGCUCCCCAUAGGUUGAGAGAAGGGGCUUCUGUCCGGGGAGGCUGUCCUCUGGAACUGCCCCACCCCACUGAGCAGCCCACUGUGUCCCCCAGCCAGGUCCCUGUUGGUCUGCGUGCUGUAGCGGAGGCCCCGUCCGGCCUCCUUCAGCAUCCGAGUCGGGCACGCGUGGCUCCGAGGGGGGACACCACCCCGGCUGCGGGCAUCGGGGGCUUCCCUUCCGAAGGAGCCGCGGCCCGGCCCCAAGGCCAUGUCCACGCUGCCCUGGGAGCCCUGGGACUGCCGGGUUAGGACGGUAGCAGGAUUGGAUGACUUUCUCAAAGAGGGCAGGGGCAUUUUCCCUCCACGGGCCACAGGGGGCAGGGCUGGGAGAAGAAAUAGACUCGCACCUUAUCUCAUGUAAAUAAUGAUUUUCUAGCUGAAGAAGAGAAUAUUGGUAGAGUGGAAAUGGGAAGUAAGAAUGGGGGGGGGGACAUCUGAGUAAGCCAGCUGGCUUCUAAGCCAAAAGGAUUCCUCUUUGUUUAUCUUUGAGACAGUCCGACCCUGAGAAUAGCUUUAAAAGGGAAAUUAGUGCUGAGACGGUAAAGUCCCCUUCAGCCAGCAGACGCUCUGUAGCUACGGAGCACAGCGGGCUCGGGGCAGUUCCUGUCACCCGUUUGUACAAAAUAGGGCCGGGAGAUUCAAGAGGACGUGUAUGGCUUCCUCAUCCCACUUGGCUUUUCAUGAUUCUGGAUUCUAAAUGACCCAGAACCGUCACUUCAGCCAGAACCACCGUUCUGUAUCCGUGUGUCUCUGCUUUUAGACUUGGCUGUGCUGUCAGACCCGAUUCUUGGCUUAGGUUUCCAGAAGCCAUCGGCAAACAUACACGUGCAUGCUGGAGCUGCCACAUUUAUCCCUUUGCCUGCAGCCUACUUUGGGGAAAAAAGUGCCUUACUGACUGUAGCCAUUACAGUAGCCAGUGUAUUUUGACAGGUGCCUAUCCUUUAAAAAAAAAAAGUUCUCGUGGUUUUUUUUUUUGUUUUUUUUUUUUAAUUGGUUGUAUUUCUUACUGCUGGCCAGCUCUGAAAUCCCCGGCAGAUCACCAGGCCAUUGGAUUUUUUCCAUUAUGUUCAUUACCAUGUACCUCAGAUCUCUCUCUCUCUCUCUCUCUCUCAGUUACAGUUUCUCGUCUUGGACUUUCUUUUAUUAUUAUUAUAAUUUUUUUUUUUUUUUUUGCUUUAAAAUGAGUGUGAUGCCAUAUCCAGUCAAUUUUAUUCUCUCACCAUGUACUCUGUAAGAGGUGUGGGUGUUUAUUUGGUCGGCAUGCGAGCAAGUGCUAAAGUAGCAUGAUCAGUAUACACGGAAGGUUUUUAGGAAGUAUGGGAAAAAAAUGUUGUAUUGGCCAUGAUGGUGACAUGGUAUAGUCAAGCUGCCUUUUCAGAGGUCCUAUCUGUUCAGUGUUAAGUGAUUUUUAAAAAUAAUAACCUGUUUUUCUGACUAGCUUAAAGAUGGAUUUGAAAAUGGUUUUGGAUGCAAUUAGGUUAUGCUAUUUGGACAAUAAACUCACCU
Messenger RNA from Eubalaena glacialis (North Atlantic right whale), 6367 nucleotides. RefSeq names its product cyclin D2 (gene CCND2). The transcript is spliced from 5 exons. Lineage: Eukaryota; Metazoa; Chordata; Mammalia; Artiodactyla; Balaenidae. The record is from RefSeq and is a predicted model, not a curated record. Gene Ontology annotation, molecular function: cyclin-dependent protein serine/threonine kinase regulator activity. Gene Ontology annotation, biological process: positive regulation of G1/S transition of mitotic cell cycle; regulation of cyclin-dependent protein serine/threonine kinase activity; mitotic cell cycle phase transition. Gene Ontology annotation, cellular component: nucleus; cyclin-dependent protein kinase holoenzyme complex; cytoplasm. The coding region runs from base 271 to 1140 and encodes 289 amino acids.